UUUAACUGUGCGCCCGGUUCUUCCAAUUUCCACCCAACGAAGCCAAAGCCUCCCCCCAACGCUGCUCCGCUCCGGCGGCGAACCCCGCUGACCCCGCCGAGGCCGGCGACCGCGCUGCGGGCUCUGAUCGCCCCGCCGCCUCGCCCCGUGCCUACCUGGUAUCUGCCGCAGCAGCAGCCGGCCCGGCCUCCCCGUCGGCGUCUUCUGAUCCAGCCGCGUCGCGCGACAUCUCGUCGGGCGAGUCCUAUCCCCGCCGCUGCCCAGGAACGAGGCGUCUCCAAGCCCUGAGGGAAAUUCAGGGAUUUUAAGACUGAUACGACGGGAUCCUGGUGCAAAUGAGGGGAUACGAGUAUGAAACCAAUGGUUACCAUCGGGCAGUGGAGGAUGACUACGAAGAUGAAUACUAUGAUCAAGAUGAGUAUGAGGAGGAAGGUUCAGGUGCUGGGGAGGAGUAUGUUGAGGAGGAAGAGCCUACAGAGGGACAGAAGGAGAUCCUUGAAUUGAGAGAACGAUUAAAGGAGCAGAUUAGGCGAAAGGCACAGGCUUCUGGUGCCAGCACAGCUGGCCGCUCAUCUUCUUCACAUAAUAGAAUACCUCCAACCAGGGACAAAUUUGGCUCCUUCUUUGGGCCAUCCAAGUCGGUGAUUUCUCAACGAGUGAUUGAAGAAAGAAAAUCAAUGAAAGAACUGCAUAGCACAGUCUCAAGAGAUCCAAGAUCUUCUGGAAGGGACAUUCCAUCGUCCUCUAAAGUGCAAAGUAAAGGAAAUGGACUUAAGCAUAAACCAAAGAUUGUUAAUGAGGCAAAGAAGAAGGCUGAGGCACUUAAGGACAAUCGGGAUUAUUCAUUUCUACUCUCAGAUGAUGCUGACCUUCCAUCCUCUCCAAAGGAGAAGCCUGCAGCUAGAUAUUCGUUGAUUCAGAAGUCUGAUCGUGAGGUGAUGCAUUCAGCAGUAAAGGGCAAGGCACCAACGAGUCAACCUGCACGGUUGUCAAAUGGAUAUGGAUCUAAGAACACAUCGUUAACGCAAAGGCAUGCUGAAGGUAAGGUAGAUUCCAUGAGAAAGGAGGCUUUCUUAAAUAGAGAAAGGGCUGUUUCACGUGACAGUGGGAGGAUGCAUAGUAUUGUCAGAAAUGGAUCCAACCAGGCCAAUACAAGCAAAACUGCAAGCCAAAAGCUUCCAAGCAAGGGCCCUAUUGCUAAUAAGCAUCCUUCCAAGGAUGUGAAUGAUCUACCUAUGAGGAAGAGCAGUGUAACCUCAAGACACCAUAUUUCAGAGAUUGAGAGACCAAAAUCCUCGCAAAGUCAGAGGAUACAGUCAGCUGGUCAGAGACCACAGCAUUCUUCCCAUGGUCAGAGGCCACAACAGUCGGUGCAGCAGAGGCCACAACAGUCGGUGCAAAGUCGAAGGCCACAGCAGGUGUCACAGGGUCAGAGGCCACAGCAAUCGUUGCAGAGUCAAAAGAUGCAACAGUCGUUGCAAAGUCAGAGACUGCACCAAUCCUCACAUGUUCAGAAAUUGCAAUCCUCGCAAACCCACAGACCACAGCCGCAAAGUUACAGGUCUCAGCCGUUGCCAGGGCAAAGGCCACUUUCUUCGCAGGGUCAAUAUUCAGAGCAAAAAAGAAUUCACACAAAUGAUAGAGUAAAACAAGUAGAAAGGCAGAUUCGGCCUCCCUCGAAACCCAUGCCAUCUCGCCCAAUCUCUUCCAAUGGAACUCGUGAUGACCAUGCAAAGAGAAAGCAAGUGGCAAAAAGAAGAUUUGAUGAAGAUGAAGAGGAGGAUGACCCCCUUGCAAUGAUCAGAAGUAUGUUCAGGUAUGAUCCUAGUAAAUAUGCAGGCAGAGAUGAGGAUGAUAGUGACAUGGAAGCGGAUUUUGCUACUAUAGAGAGGGAAGAGAAAAGAAGUGCGAGGAUUGCAAGGCAAGAGGAUGAGGAACAACUCCGCCUGAUUGAGGAAGAAGAGAGACGUGAGCAGGAGAGGAAGAGGCGAAAGAUGGCACGUGGCCGAUAGCAGCUGAGUAGCUCCAAUAUAUUUGUGAUCUUUUGGAUGUUAUCACUGCAGAGGCUUGAACACAAGCCAUGAUCGAACAGACCGGCACUUCGCCGGCAAUUUGGAUCAACUGGUGCGUUGCGGACAACAGCGAGCAUAGUCGUGGGGAUUCUCAUGAGACAAAUCAAGAGAAAAAAACGGCAGGCUAGCAACGCUGGCAUGUCUUGCGUAACUGCAGAAUGUUAGUCGUAGUGGUUCUAGUUCCUGAAGCUGAUAUGGACCUUAGUUCUCCCUAGGGUGUCAAUGUUUUCCAACGUUGCAGCGCCUCAUCACAUUGCUGAGUGACUGUACAUGAUUUCUUCUCAUUAUACUGAUUCGUUCUGUUAGCCACCUAAAGAUGCCAAAUCCAGUGGCACCUCUUUCGAAUUUGUUUGGGUGAGCAGUGUUGUAAUAAACAAUGUAUUCCAGGUUUCACAUGUAGUUUUGUCCAUCAGGUCCGGCGAACAUUUA
Phragmites australis (common reed) is the source of this 2501-nucleotide messenger RNA. RefSeq lists its product as uncharacterized. Gene Ontology annotation, biological process: regulation of DNA-templated transcription; nucleosome assembly. NCBI's taxonomy places the organism in Eukaryota, Viridiplantae, Streptophyta, Magnoliopsida, Poales, Poaceae. The transcript has 10 exons. Gene Ontology annotation, molecular function: histone binding; DNA binding. Gene Ontology annotation, cellular component: nucleolus. Bases 336 to 2012 code for a protein of 558 amino acids. The record is from RefSeq and is a predicted model, not a curated record.